AUGAAGUCUGUCAUCUACCUCGGUGUUGGCCUUCUGUCCGGUGCCAUGGCUCAGAGCCUCGCUGGCUGUGCUAGCACCUGCAUCCAGAACAUGCAAAGCCUUGCCGCCAAUCUUGGUUGCGCUGCUGACGAUACCGCCUGUCUCUGCCGCAACCCUGACUUCACCUAUGGCGUCCGCGACUGCUCUUUCCAGUCCUGCCAGCAAUCUGGUGACGCCCAGCAGGCUGUUGCCGCCGGCAUUGAGCUUUGCCGCCAGGCUGGUGUUGCCGUUGAGGCCACCCCCGGUGUCACUGUCAUUCAGCCCACUGGCUCUGUGACCGCCACAGCCGCCCCCGUUGUCUCUUCGAUCUUCUCUGUCAUCACCUCUGGUGGCAGCACCCUCACCACCCUUGUUGGUGAGACCACCAUCACCCCCCCUGUCUCUAGCGGCAGUGAGGUUGCGACUCCCAGCCCGGUCACUACCUCGACCUUCACUACUGUCAUCACCAGUGACGGAUCUACCAUCACUUCUGUUGGCGAGACCACCAUCUUGGGUGUUGCUGGUGUCCCUGUCACUACCGCUCCGAUUGUUAGCACCAUCACCGAUGGUGACACUGUUGUUACCUCCACCAUUGGCAUGACCACCAUCCUGUCCACUCCCACUGGCUCCGACGCCUCCAGCGCCGUUUCCAGUCAGGCCAGCGAUGCCUCGGAGGCUUCUACCGCUACUCUCACGGAGACCCAGACCGAGGGUGCCACUGCGACCGAGAGUGGCCAGGCCACCAGCGCCUCUGAGACCGGCAACGCUGCCAAACAGACUGCUGUCCCGGUUGCUGGCUUCUUGGCCGCUGCUGGCUUUGCAGCCAUGCUCAUCUAA
This is a messenger RNA of Colletotrichum graminicola M1.001, 855 nucleotides long. RefSeq names its product CFEM domain-containing protein. The record is from RefSeq and is a predicted model, not a curated record. The coding region runs from base 1 to 855 and encodes 284 amino acids. NCBI's taxonomy places the organism in Eukaryota, Fungi, Ascomycota, Sordariomycetes, Glomerellales, Glomerellaceae. The transcript is spliced from 4 exons.